AUGCUCUGGAAUUAUUCCUGCGCGCCCUAUUCCAGGGGUGGCAUUCGCUCGUGCGCGCAGAGAUUGCGCUCGCCACUACUCAUACACCCACCAAGAUAUCGUGCUACUGCCCGGUUUUAUUCGGAGAACACUUCCAAUGACUUGCGUCGACGAUCUCUUUCAGUCCCGGCUUCCGCUAGAUUCAACGAGAUUGGAGUCCAACAAUUAAGCGAUCAUGUGUAUUCGCAGGUCUUUCCUGUGAAAUCAAAACCUCCCGAUCCCGCCCUCGUCGAACUAUCGAAAGAACAUCUCUCGCGCCAUGAUCUUCUUGGAAAAUCCCAGGAAGCGGCGCAACCGGUCGCAUUCGACUUGCCUCCUCUACAGGGGCAGACGUUGGAUGAGCACUUCUAUAAACUUGGAAUGGACGCUUCUGAACCAUAUUUAACCUAUGCGAAGGGCUAUACGGCCACAAAUUCCCCAGAGAAGCCUCGGAAAUGGAUCAGGCGGAGUGGAUGGACGAAAUACAAUCGCGAUGGCUCCUGGGAGGCCGUGGACGCUCCGAACGAGUCUAUGAUAACAUUUGACACCGAGGUUAUGUGGAAAGAACACUCUUUUGCUGUUAUGGCUUGCGCUGUCAGUCCUACUGCCUGGUAUGCAUGGCUGUCCCCCUGGCUACUGGGCGAGUCAGAAAACGUGGUGCAACUCAUUCCACUCGGCGACCCGUCUCAGCCACGGAUUGUCAUUGGACACAAUAUUGGCUACGACAGGGCUCGUGUACUCGAAGAGUAUCAUAUGACCCAGACGCGCAAUUUUUUCAUCGACACGAUGUCGCUUCAUGUUGCGGUCAACGGCAUGUGUUCGCAACAGAGGCCCACAUGGAUGCGUCAUAAGAAGAACAAAGAUUUGAGGGAUAAGAUCGCAAGCGAGAGCAAUUCUGUGGAACUCGCGGCGCUCCUCGAAAACAAGAUGCUUCGUGAUGAAGAGGAGGAGCUGUGGGUGGGCAGAAGCUCGGUAAAUUCCCUUCGGGAUGUCGCCAAAUUCCACUGCGAUGUUACAAUUGAUAAGGCACAGCGAGAUUACUUCGGCGAAUUAGACAGAGAAGGAAUAUUGGGAAAACUGGAGGAACUUCUCGACUACUGUGCUGCGGAUGUAGCCAUCACCCACCGGGUCUACAAAAAGGUUUUUCCGAACUUCCUCGAGGUGUGCCCUCAUCCAGUCAGCUUUGGGGCCCUACGACAUCUCUCGUCUGUGAUACUACCCGUCAACAAAUCAUGGCAAGAAUAUUUGACGAACGCCGAGGCAACUUACCAUCAACGGCUUGAAGAUGUGCAACGCAAGCUUGUCGAGCUGUGUGACGAAGCGUUGAAAGUCAAGGAUCAUCCCGAAGUGUAUAUGAACGAUCCUUGGUUACGGCAGCUGGACUGGUCCGGCCAGGAAGUCAAAAUGGUCAAGGGGAAGAAGAAAGGUGACCCGCCACGACCAGCCGCGAGGCAAAAGAAGCCCGGGAUGCCAAAGUGGUACAAAGACCUGUUCGCAACAAACACUUCUGACAUUAAUUUGACGGUGCGUACUCGAAUCGCGCCCAUUCUUCUGAAGCUGUCCUGGGAUGGUCACCCCUUAACUUGGUCCGACAAGUUCGGAUGGACCUUCAAAGUUCCGCGUGAAAAGGUCAAGAAAUACGAAAACCAGCCUGUCGUGAUUUGCGACAUGGCUGAAGAAAAGAUCAUGGAGCUGCGAAACGAUCGGAGACAUGUAUACUUCAAGCUCCCUCACAAAGAUGGCCCUCAGGCAAGGUGCAUCAACCCGCUGGCCAAGGGGUACAUGCAGUAUUUUGAGCGUGGAACCCUUUCCUCUCAAUAUGCGCUCGCCAAGGAGGCUUUGGAAAUGAAUGCCUCUUGCUCGUACUGGAUCAGUGCACGAGAUCGAAUUAUGAGUCAAAUGGUUGUCUAUCAAGAUGAGGUGGGCAAUGUCCAGCCAAAUGAUGAUGGAAGCAGGAUAGGUUUCAUCCUCCCUCAAAUCAUUCCCAUGGGCACCAUCACACGACGGGCGGUCGAAAACACGUGGCUCACGGCCAGCAACGCGAAGGAAAACCGGGUGGGAUCCGAGCUCAAGGCUAUGAUUAAAGCACCUCCCGGGUAUGUCUUUGUUGGCGCAGAUGUUGACUCGCAAGAGUUGUGGAUUGCCAGUCUUAUUGGUGAUGCGCAAUUUCAAAUCCACGGUGGAAAUGCGAUUGGCUUCAUGACUCUGGAAGGGUCCAAGGCGGCCGGCACAGAUAUGCACUCGCGGACUGCUCACAUCCUUGGCAUCUCACGUAACGACGCCAAAGUCUUCAACUACGGUCGUAUCUACGGUGCUGGAGUCAAGUUUGCUGCCACCUUACUACGGCAGUUCAAUCCUUCUAUGACAGAGAGGGAGACCCAGGAAGUUGCCAGCAAUCUAUACAAGGAAACUAAGGGCACUCGCACAACUCGUCGCAUCCUGAGUGAGGGGCCUUUCUGGCGUGGGGGCACCGAGUCCUUUGUUUUCAAUAAAUUAGAAGAGUUUGCCGAGCAAGAAAGGCCGAGGACGCCGACUCUGGGUGCCGGGAUUACUGAAGCCCUGAUGCGGCGUUUCAUCAACAAGGGCAGUUUCAUGACGUCCCGCAUCAACUGGGCAAUCCAAUCGUCAGGUGUUGACUACCUUCACCUUCUGAUUGUUGCGAUGGAUUAUCUCAUCCGCCGCUUCAAUAUUCAAGCACGUCUCGCAAUCACAGUCCAUGACGAAAUCCGAUAUCUUGUGAAGGAUGAGGAUAAAUACCGUGCCGCUCUAGCAUUGCAAGUUGCAAAUGUCUGGACCCGCGCCAUGUUCUCGCAGCAGGUUGGCAUCAACGACCUGCCGCAGUCCUGCGCAUACUUUUCAGCAGUUGACAUUGAUCACGUUCUGCGGAAAGAGGUUAACAUGGAUUGUGUGACUCCGUCCCAUCCCCAUAAAAUCCCUCAUGGCGAAACUGUGGAUAUCACCCAGCUCUUGCAGAAGGGCCAAGAGGCUCUUCUGGAUCUUUCUGUGACACCGGUUGACGCACCUGCUCCUCAGAGAUACGCCUAUACGCCACGCGAAUCAGUCAUGUCCGCUCUUCAGGCCACAAGUGACCCUGCUUUCAUCCGCGCUCAAAUCACCAAAGACGAUGCGGAGCUCCGCGAAAUCAUCAAGGAGGUUACUAAGGCCAAAGCGGCAACACGGCCGUCAUCCACCGCGAGUUUACAAAAAGGGCGGGUGAACGCAACAACUUCUCCCGCCGCAAGUCCUCAAAAAGCCAUCUUAAUGGACGUGGGAUCCGGACUUUACCGCGACUUCCAAGCCUUUCCCCAGGGGAGCCGGCAUCCCCAAGUGGGACUGAAUCGGCAGACCUGGAAACCCCGUUCUUCCGCUCGGGCUUGA
This is a messenger RNA of Aspergillus terreus NIH2624, 3396 nucleotides long. Its product is annotated as DNA-directed DNA polymerase gamma MIP1. Lineage: Eukaryota; Fungi; Ascomycota; Eurotiomycetes; Eurotiales; Aspergillaceae. Bases 1 to 3396 code for a protein of 1131 amino acids. The record is from RefSeq and is a predicted model, not a curated record. Gene Ontology annotation, cellular component: gamma DNA polymerase complex; mitochondrion. Gene Ontology annotation, biological process: mitochondrial DNA replication. The transcript is spliced from 2 exons. Gene Ontology annotation, molecular function: DNA-directed DNA polymerase activity; DNA binding; 3'-5' exonuclease activity.